Molecule: messenger RNA, 4454 nt
Organism: Leucoraja erinaceus (little skate)
Lineage: Eukaryota; Metazoa; Chordata; Chondrichthyes; Rajiformes; Rajidae
Gene: bace2
Product: beta-secretase 2
Exons: 9
Coding region: 220-1731 (503 amino acids)
Biological process (GO): membrane protein ectodomain proteolysis; amyloid-beta metabolic process
Cellular component (GO): endosome; trans-Golgi network; membrane
Molecular function (GO): aspartic-type endopeptidase activity
Source: RefSeq, a predicted model, not a curated record
UCGCUCGUCACAUCCGCUGAAAGUAAAGUUUGGGGAAGUGCUUGAGGAGGAGGGGGCGGUUGUUGAGCAAAGUUUUGUUAGCGGGGAGAAGGAUAUUCCGAGUAAGUUUCACCGCCGCCGCCCCAAUGUGUCAAUUUCCAGGCGGGUUUGCAGAAUGAAAUAACAUUGGUGAAACCGCAGAGUUGCACCUCUUGCGGCGCCGACCGCUACACACGGGAGAUGAAGCUACUCGCGGGGUUACUGCCCUUCUUCCUCUCGGCGCUGAGCUGCUGCCGAGCCGGCUACUUGCGGCUGGACUUGAAGAUCUCCCCCAUCUCCAACAUCUCCGGAGAGUUGCUCUUGGAAAGGUGGAGUCCCUUGCUCAAUGGCAUCGCCCUCGCCUCUCAGCCCGCUGGUUCGGUCAGCUUCAUAAACAUGGUCAAUAACCUGAAAGGAGACGUUGGCAGGGGCUACUAUUUGGGAAUCCUAAUGGGAACGCCUGCCCAGAAGAUGAACAUACUGGUUGAUACAGGCAGCAGUAACUUUGCUGUGGCUGGUGCACCCUCUAACAAUGUGGAGACCUUCUUCAACCCAAAACUAUCUACCACCUACAAACCUCUCGGCUUGGAUGUCACGGUGAGAUAUACCCAGGGGAGCUGGGAAGGUAAACUUGGCUUGGACGACAUCUCCAUACCUGAAGGUCUCAAUGGCACCGUCACGAUCAACAUUGCCACAAUUCUACAGUCAGAAGAUUUCUUCUUGCCCGGAAUUAAAUGGCAGGGGAUUCUUGGCCUGGCCUACAGACAACUAGCAAAACCGUCCAGUUCCAUCGCGCCUUUCUUUGACUCCCUCGUCAGACAGCUGGAGAUUGCCAAUGUAUUCUCUCUCCAAAUGUGUGGCGCGGGCCUGUCAAUGAGUACAGAAGAGCAAUCAAGUCCCGUGCAAGGCAGUUUGAUUUUGGGUGGAAUUGAACCAAGUCUUUCUCAAGGGGAUACUUGGUACACCCCCAUCGUAGAGGAAUGGUACUACCAAAUUGAGGUUCUUAAGCUGGAAGUGGGAGGACAAAAUAUCAACUUGGACUGCACAGAGUAUAACACAGACAAGGCCAUUGUGGACAGUGGCACCACCCUCCUGCGUCUCCCAGUGAAUGUCUUUCUUGCAGUUGUGAUGGCCAUUAAAGACAGCUCACAGGUCGAGUCAUUUGCCGAUGGGUUUUGGGCAGGAAGUCAGCUGGCCUGCUGGCCACAAGAUUCCAAACCUUGGUCUUUCUUCCCCAAAAUCUCCAUCUACCUUCGAGGAGAGAAUUCCACCCAGUCUUUCCGCAUCACCAUCUUGCCACAGUUGUACAUCCAGCCGAUGGCAGAUAUUGGAACCCUGAUGGAGUGCUACCGGUUUGGAAUCUCCCCGUCGUCCAAUGGCUUGGUUUUGGGGGCCACCGUGAUGGAAGGUUUCUACGUCAUCUUUGACCGAGCACAGAAACGCAUUGGGUUUGCAGCCAGCUCGUGUGCGGUCAUCGAUGAUGUCUCGGUCUCUGAAAUUGCGGGUCCGUUCUUGGCGACUGAUGUCUCGAGCAACUGCUUCAGGGAAAGGCCAAUGACACAGCCCGCCCUCUGGAUCAUCUCCUACUUCCUCAUCGCGCUGUGCAGCAUUACCCUCCUAAUUUCCAUCAUCCUGCUGGUGGUCCCUUGCGGCCAGCGCAACAGCAAUGGCCUCACCGACGACUCGUCCCUGAUCAGGCAUCGCUGGAAGUAACGCCACUCCCCCCCCCCCCGACCGCACACACUUCGCCAAGAACACCUUGGAGCCGACGCGGCGGUAUUUGCACUAACGGCACCGGCGUCCCCUGGUGCCCAACAAACAUUGGUGGCUAAACCCAACCUUAACAAUGUACUUGUAUUACCCUACAAUGCAGACUGCAAUGAAGUGAGCCUGUUACCAUUUGGAAGUUGUCCAAACUGUCUUAGUAAGAAGAGUCUCGACCCAAAACAUCACCCAUUCCUUCUCUCCCGAGAUGCUUCCUGUCCCGCUGAGUUAUUCCAGCAUUUUGUGUCUACCUGUCUUAGUAAGAAGCCUGCUUGAUGCAGGCAUUUUGUGCAGAUCUAAAUAGUGUGAUACUAUGCCCUCGCUUGGAUAGACAGUUAAACUGGAUCCCACUUAGUAAGAAGCUUGCUUGAUGCAGGCAUUUUUGUGCUGAUCUUAAUGGUGUUAUCCUAUGCCCUCGCUUUCUGAAGGAUAAGGUCAUAAGGAAUAGGAGUAGAAUUAGGUCGUACGGCCCAUCAAGUCUACUCCGCCAUUCAAUUGUGUGCUGAUCUAUCUCUCCCUCCGAACCCCAUUCUCCUGCCUUCUCCCCAUAACCUCUGACACCUGUGGUCAUUUUUUUUUUUUUUGUUUAGUGAGGAGUUGCGUGUUAUGAAGUUGUGGGUGGAUUUUCUAAGUGCAAUAUCAUUGUUUCUUGCCUCAGGAUAACAUAGGAGUGAGCUACAUAAAAUGCCGCUGAUCUUAAGAUUCUUGUCCACGGCCAUUUUGAAAAACCUAAAGGAAAAAUGGACAAUUUUUUCUAGUCAAUUUUUCUUCCUUCGGAUCACAAGCCAAUUCAAUUGAAUGAAUCGUGUUUUUUUUUUUUACUUUCCAUUUAUAUCUGAGUGUUUUUUAUAUAGGAAGGAACUGCAGAUGCUGGUUUAAAUCAAUGAUAGACACAAACAGCUGAAGUAGCUCAGCAGGGCAGGCAGCAUCUCUAGAGAGAAGGAAUGGGUGACGUUUCUAUCUGAAGAAGAGUCUCGCCCCGAAACGCCAUCUCAAAGUGAUUUUUUUUUGUUGCGGUGAACUGCCACGGUUAUGGCAAUAUUUUCAUGCUAAACUCUUGGAACUUUGAAGUAACCAACGGAGUGUGCGGUUGUUUUCCUUGGCACCUCCACCCAGCUGGCCGCAGGUGUCUGCAAUGUUCCCAGGUCUGCAUGGUUGUUUAUAACAGCGUCACCGCAGCAUACUGGACCAUUCACUUGCGCCCAACUGUUCUGGUCCUGGCCUCCUUCACACGGUGAGACACUUUAAGGCAGCCAUGAGGUUCUGCUGCCACCCAGAGCCAGCAAGCGGAAUUGCAGCCUUGUAACUUGCUCCACUUAUUUUUAAAUCCAAGUACAGUUCCAGCCAUGCAUGUCCGCACUCCUUUCCUGAACACCCUUUGUGUUGUCAGGACCAGCACUGUUAAUUGGCCGGUUCAUGGUCUCAGUUCUAAAUUACCUUUGCAGGCCUUAACAUUGCUAAAAUGCCACUGUGUAAUUGCAGCAAGCAAGUGGGUCUCCCUUGUAGCUCCGAGAUGAUUAGAUGACAGCGAAAAGCUUGUACCUUUCACAAUGUCACCGCUGGUUUCAGCUUGCACGACUCCAUGGAUUCUGCAGCCUUGUGUAUAGUUUACAGAGGUCUAGUUGGAUGGGAGAUGGGGGGGGAUUUCCUCGUGACCAUUCCGCAACGCACAGGAAAGUCCGAAACUUCUGAGAGAGACUGGUGUAUGGAACAGCUCCUCAUUGUGUUCCCCUGAAAUGUGUCUCUUAUCUACUGGGAGCUAUGAUAAUGAAAUCUGGUCACUUUGAAUGAGAGAUGAGGAUGACUCUGAUGCAGAUGUGUUUGCCUUUGAAUGACCCCAUCAUCAGGAGAGUUUGUGACUUUGAAAUUGCUGGCGAGGUUGAUACGAGUUCUUAAUAAAGUCCAGCAAUGUCUUGAGGUGUGAAAGUAACGCACAUCCUAUUGAUGUAGUUAUCUGCCUAUGGUGGUUUUUUAAAAAAAGAUUUAGAUAAACUAUGUGCCAUACUGAACACCCAGUGCCAACAUCACCUAUCAGCCUGUCGUAUAGAGACAAGCAAACAGUAAAUCUCUCUCUGUUUAGCCCAGCACUCUAGAUUUGUAUCCCUGCAUUGUUUUCAAUUGCAACUUCAGUUCUAUCGGCUUUGAAGUUUAAAUAUGUUUCAGGACUUGGGAAACUUAUUUCAUAUAGGGCCCCCAAUAAAGAAACUGCAGGUCAGCAGUCACACUGAGAGUUAAGCUCAUUCCAUGAAAAUGAAGGAAGCCAAGCCAAAGACACGUUUAAUAACAAUCUUAAAAGCAACUUCUUCACGUCCACCUCAAGUGUUUGUGAAAUAAGGAGAAAAAAAACAAUUGUGCAAUCUUGAAACUUUAUAAAGUGUUUUUGAUAUCUGAAGGAUGUAUUUUCUCAGCGUUACACAGCAUCCCUGUGCUAAUCUCGUUCUUAAAGAUGAAGUCUCUUAAAUGUCCAGCCUUAAAGUUUGCCAAAGUAUAUUAUAAAACUUUUGAUUUCACUCUACUGCGACACAGCCGUCUUGUGAUGAUGUAAGAUGCAAACCAGUCACUUUAACUGAAUAGCACAUUCUGGGCCGAAACCCCAGUGUAUUGAGUCUUAAAUAAAAUGGCUGCCAGUGAUUUUUUUUUUUGGUUCAUAUUAAAUUGAAGAUUGAUAUGUA